AUGAGCAUGAUGCAAUGCAACAGUGGUUUGUGGAGGAAUAGGAGAUACUGGGAUUGGCAAUUGAACUCCAGCAGACUAGAUGAUGCUGAUAUUCAAUUUCAACUUCAGCUGCGGAAACGAAGACUCUUGCAGCUGUUGGCAACAUGGCAAGGAAACCUUGGUACUGCAUUCCCUUAUUCAAAUGAUGUCCCACCAUGGGGCCCAGCUCUGGAUGAGAUGCAAGAAGUGCAACAGGAGAUGACAAGGGAGUCAAUGGAUGGGAUUUACUCUGAGUCUGACAAAAGUGGUGAUGAGGACAACUUGGAGGAUGAUGGCUUGGAACCUGGGCUAAUUGAGCAUCUACAGACCUUGGAGUUGAUGGACAAUGCCUUGGAUGACGACAUAAAGGGUAUUCCCAUCUAA
Messenger RNA from Marasmius oreades (fairy-ring Marasmius), 402 nucleotides. RefSeq lists its product as uncharacterized. Lineage: Eukaryota; Fungi; Basidiomycota; Agaricomycetes; Agaricales; Marasmiaceae. Bases 1 to 402 code for a protein of 133 amino acids. The record is from RefSeq and is a predicted model, not a curated record. The transcript is spliced from 2 exons.